Molecule: messenger RNA, 3640 nt
Organism: Mya arenaria
Lineage: Eukaryota; Metazoa; Mollusca; Bivalvia; Myida; Myidae
Product: NADPH-dependent diflavin oxidoreductase 1-like
Exons: 16
Coding region: 101-1903 (600 amino acids)
Cellular component (GO): cytosol
Molecular function (GO): FMN binding; NADPH-hemoprotein reductase activity; flavin adenine dinucleotide binding
Source: RefSeq, a predicted model, not a curated record
ACUGACUUGAAACCAUAUGAAUACAAUAUUAAACCGGUUUAUUCAUAUACACAAGGUGUCAUUUCAGUAGCUGUCAAAACAAAAUAUUGUCUUAAGCACUAUGGGUGUUGACAAUCGAGGGGUGUUAGUGUUGUUUGGAAGCCAGACAGGGACGGCUCAGGAUGUUGCUGAAAAAAUUGGAAGGGAGGCAAAAAGACGACAUUUUCUACCAAGGGUUAUGGCCCUUGAUAAUUACAAUGUGGCAGAUUUGAUACAAGAGAACUUGACCGUGUUUGUGUGUUCAACAACGGGCCAGGGCGACCCUCCUGAUAACAUGAUGAAAUUCUGGAAGUUCAUAAUGCGAAAAAAUCUGCCAAAGGACUCACUGUGCCAGUUAAGCCAUGCUGUUCUUGGCCUAGGGGAUUCUUCUUACCCAAAGUUCAACUUUGUUGGUAAGAAGCUACACAGGAGACUGGAACAACUAGGCAGCUCAGGGCUGGUGAAUAUUGGUCUGGCUGAUGAUCAGCAUGACUUGGGUGCUGAUGCAGUGGUAUAUCCAUGGAUGGAGGGCUUGUUUACUCGGCUAUUGUCCCUCUACCCACUCCCUCCUGGCCUUGACAUUGUGCCUGCAGAUGUAAGACCACCAGCAAGGUUUCGUGUUCAGUUUUUAACAGAGAAUGGAGAAAACCAAGCCUCUGAAAACAGUGAGCAUGAUCAGAGCCAUCCAGAUGUUCCUGGCUGGUUCCCGGGACAGCCAUUUCCUGCAAGGCUUUUGGCCAAUGAAAGAGUUACUGCUGGAGACCAUUUUCAGGAUACAAGAUUGAUCCGGUUGAAUAUAUCAGGUUCAGAUAUAAGCUACGAACCUGGAGAUGUGGCCUGUGUGUGUCCACAAAACACGGCCGACACCGUCAACGACUUUAUUUCCUAUAUGAACCUCGAUGCAAACAAGAAAUUCAUUCUUUCCUCCGUUGAUGAAGGUACAUCGGCUCCUAAGCUACCUCAGCCCUGCACAGUUCAUUACCUCGUACAGAAUUACCUCGAUAUAAACUGUGUUCCACGAAGGUCUUUCUUUGAAAUGAUGCUUUAUUUUGCGGAUGAUGAACUAGAAAAGGACAAACUGCAGGAGUUCUGUUCGGCAGAAGGACAAGAAGAGCUGUUUUCCUACUGUAACCGAGUAAGACGGACACUACUUGAGGUGCUUCAUGACUUCCCCAAAACGAGCCCUAACAUUCCGUUCCAGUACUUGUUUGAUAUGAUCCCUGUUCUCCAGCCAAGGUCUUUCUCCAUAGCUUCAUCUAUAAAGGCACACCCAGGUGAAAUCCACCUUCUGGUUGCUGUGGUGAAGUACAAGACUCGAAUCCAGGCCCCACGCCAGGGUGUGUGUUCCACUUGGCUCGCCUCACUAGACCCCUCGUGUGGCCCCACUGUGCCCCUGUGGGUGAAAAAAGGAACCAUCAAGUUCCCCUGUGAUGCCCAGAUGCCGGUUGUCAUGGUGGGGCCAGGCACAGGUGUAGCACCAUUUAGAAGUUUUAUAGAAGAAAGGGUGGCCGAUAAAAUAAAAGAAAAUACCCUAUUCUUUGGAUGCAGAUACAAAGCCAAAGAUUUCUACUUCGAAAACCAGUGGAACAACUAUGUGCAUGAAAAUCAGAUGACGCUGUAUACUGCUUUUUCUCGUGACAAUGAGGAUGCUGACCGGUAUUAUGUCCAGCACGCCAUCAAGGAUGCAGGGAAGGAUAUUUGUGACCCCCUGCUAGCAGGGGCCUUCUUCUUUGUGGCAGGGAACUCCAAGAACAUGCCUGAAGCUGUGAGGGAGGCUGUCAAGGAUGUUCUAAUCACCCAUGGACACAUGGACAGAGAACAAGCUGACACUUAUAUACAAACUAUGGACAGACAAAAACGAUACCAGGCUGAAACAUGGUCCUGAGUUUAAACCCUGGAUAGUUUGAAUUAAAUAGUCAACUGUGAUAUAGGAGACUUUUUGUGUCGCCUGAAAAGACGACAUAUAGGGGUUACUUUUGUCGGCGGUGGCGGCGUCGGCGGCGUCCGCUUCCCAUUUUCGCUUGUCCGGGGUAUAUCUCCUAAACUAUUAGUGGUAUCAACUUGAAACUUCAUAUGUAGAUAGAUCUAAUUGAGGGCAAGUGCAGUGCACAAGAACUGUUACUCUUGCUUCCAUAUUUUUAGAGUUAUUGCCAUUUGUUAUUUUUCAUGCUUAAAGUUUUGUCCGGGGCAUAUCUUGAAGAAUAUAAGAGGUAUCAACUUGAAACUUCAUAUGUAGAUAGAUCUCAUGGAGGGCAAGUGCAGUGCACAAUAACAGUAACUCUUGCCUUCUUAGUUUUAAGAUAAAUGCCCUUUGUUAAUUUUCAUGCUUAAAGUUUUGUCCGGGGCAUAUCUUGAAGAAUAUAAGAGGUAUCAACUUGAAACUUCAUAGCUAGAUAGAUCUCAUUGAGGGCAAGUGCAGUGCACAAUAACAGUAACUCUUGAUUUCUUAGUUUUAAAGUUAUUGCCCUUUGUUAAUUUUCAUGCUUAAAGUUUUGUCCGGGGCAUAUCUUGAAGAAUAUAAGAGGUAUCAACUUGAAACUUCAUAGCUAGAUAUAUCUCAUUGAGGGCAAGUGCAGUGCACAAGAACAGUUACUCUUGCUGCCAUAUUUUUAGAGUUAUUUCCCUUUGUUAAUUUUCUUGCUUAGGUUUUGUCCGUGGCAUAUCUCGUAAACUAAACUCUUAAGAGAUAAAAGUUUACACAACACAUAUAUUUUGUGUCCACUACACAAUUCAUCAAGCACCAGAGGAUUUCUAAAAGUCUUCGCAGAUACAUCUGAUGUUCAUAAUUUUGUAUGACUGGCAGAGGACUGGUUCCAGCAAAUGUUACAUUCAGGUCAAGGUAUCGCAUGCUUCAGAGGUCAGAUUCCAUUUCCAUGCCUGUUCCUACAAACUGCUGGAAGAAUUUUGAAAUAAUUUGAUAUAUAUUUCACUCAAAUGAAAGACUUUCAAAACAAAUCAGGGGCGGACCCAGGUAACGGAGGAGGGAGCGUAACUCCCACAGAACCGAUAUUAUUUUGGUUUAAAAUGUUGGCAGCGAGGUUGGGUUGUCUCCCUUAAGAAAUAUUAACAAUUUUUUGUCCGCAAUGGUGUAUUUGGGCAUACAUGUAUUUUAUUACCAUUUUACUCUUAUAUUAAAAUAAAAGUAAACUUAGACAAUUUAACGAGGGGGGUGGGGGCGGGGUCCUGUUGUGCAUCCCCCCCUCUGCUUGUGCAGAUGUGAUCAAUUGCGGGGGCCCACUUAGGGCCAAAGAACGAAAGGACACGAUUUCACGUUUCCUCCAUGAACUCUUAAAACUGGGUGCACCUGUUUGGAAAUGACAUGGCACACACUGUUCUCUAUAUGCAGUGAACAUAUAUGUCCAAGGUCAAUCAGUCGUACUCGAAUUGAUAACAGUUUUAUCAUUUUACUUUCAAAGCAGUAGGUGCUCCAAGCUGGCGACAUAUUUAUAUUCAGUUAAUUGAAGUUAUUUUCUUGCUUUCAAAUACAUGUUAUUAUUUCGAAAUAAAUUGUUGAUACAAUAACUUUUACAUGUAGUCAAGACAAAGGGCUAUGCAAGAACUCUUCUUUUUUAAUUUUAGUGCAUUAUUUUGUUUAACUCAUUUGAAUUAAAAAAGCACUUGA